Ornithodoros turicata is the source of this 1625-nucleotide messenger RNA. It is a transcript of the gene DNApol-alpha50, whose product is annotated as DNA primase small subunit-like. NCBI's taxonomy places the organism in Eukaryota, Metazoa, Arthropoda, Arachnida, Ixodida, Argasidae. Gene Ontology annotation, cellular component: alpha DNA polymerase:primase complex. Gene Ontology annotation, biological process: DNA replication, synthesis of primer. The coding region runs from base 116 to 1378 and encodes 420 amino acids. The record is from RefSeq and is a predicted model, not a curated record. The transcript is spliced from 10 exons.
UAGCAGCGACAUCACACACAAACACUGAAGAGGAAAAGAAAAGAGCGGGGGUUUCGUCGAAGCAUGCGCUGAAGUGUGCUUCCUUUAUUCCUUUAGUUUUGCGGUUGGCAUCACAAUGGGCCCGUCAGUAGAUGUGGAAAUGGACAACGAUUAUAACCCGAAGUAUUUCACUGACUACUUACCUGUGUACUAUAAAAGGUUGUUCCCUUCUAGUUUAUUUUACAAAUGGCUGACAUACGGAGGCGUUGACAAGACAAUCGGCACAAACAGGGAAAUAUCAUUCACACUGGAGGGGGAUGUCUACAUUAGGUUCCAGAGCUUCGCUGAACAAUCAGAAUUUGAGAAAGCGCUUCGUGAUAAAGUGCCACAUAAGAUUGACAUUGGUGCUGUGUACAACCUGGACCCACAAACACGCCGAAUGGAAGCCUCAUUCUCACCAAGAGAGAAAGAAUUGGUGUUUGACAUAGAUAUGUCAGACUACAAUGACGUGCGGACAUGCUGUGAAGGUGCUGAGAUAUGUCCUAACUGCUGGCCGUUUAUGACUAUUGCCAUGAAGAUUCUUGACCGCUCUUUGCGAGAGGAUUUUGGUUUCAAUCACAUCCUAUGGAUCUAUUCUGGGCGUCGUGGUGUGCAUUGCUGGGUGUGCGAUGAAAGCGUUCGCAAGUUGGGAACUGCAGCGCGAUCUGCUAUUGCCAAUUAUCUUUCAGUGGUCAAGUGUGGUUCACAAAAGACAAAACGUGUGUGCCUGUUCAAAAGCAUCCAUCCAAGCAUAAAGGCUGCACUGAAGAUAAUAGAAAGUAUGUUUCAUGACUUGAUGAUCGAGAAGCAGAAAACUUUGGAGAAUAACAAGUUUUGGCAAUCUGUUGUUGAACAGUGUUCAGAAAAAGCUACAAAAGAAGACAUUGAACAGCAUGUUCUCAAAGCACUUUCUGCUGAAGACCGUUGGAAUGCUUUCAAGAAUGUUGUUGAAAGAGCAAAACGCAAGAGCUGGAAAUGUACAUACUUGGUUGAAGAGGUGAUGCUGGAGCUUUGCUAUCCUCGGCUAGACAUUGCUGUCACAAAAGGGUUCAACCAUUUGCUCAAAGCACCAUUCUGUGUCCAUCCCAAGACUGGCCGGGUGUGCGUUCCUGUUGACAUCAACAAAGUGGACAGUUUUGAUCCCUUCAAGGUCCCAACAUUGUGUCGCUUAUGCAACGAAAUUGACAUUUAUGAUGCCCAGCACAAAGUUCCUGAGGACGAGAACAAAGUCGUCAGUAAUGAAUACAAAAAGACUGGCUUGGUUCCCAGUAUAAAUACAUUUAAAAAAUUUGUGGACGAUCUCAGUGUCGAAUGGAGGCAACAGCGACUGGAACUCAGUGAUAAAACCGGUAGCUUCUAAUGCAAGCAACAUUGCUGAUGUCUUGCUGCGAAUAAGUUUAUGCUGAUUAUAUCGCAGCACUUUUCUGCAAACAGUCACAAAAACAAACAACGAUGCCAGGGUUGCUACAACACUGUGCUCCCUCCCGCAAUCAGGCAGCACACACGUGCACUGCUAGCUUCUCAUACCUUUGAAACACAUCUGUAAAUAAAAUCACACCUUUGUUUUUGUGUGCCCCCUAAGGGAAAAAUAAAUCAGUUGUUUCUUA